This is a messenger RNA of Closterium sp. Naga37s-1, 2325 nucleotides long. Lineage: Eukaryota; Viridiplantae; Streptophyta; Zygnematophyceae; Desmidiales; Closteriaceae. The record is from the annotation of a GenBank genome assembly.
AUGAGAGUCACACCGUCUUACAUUCCCUCUGUGUCUCAUUGUCCCCUGCAGCACAGGUGUCCGGGAGGCGGGCAGUGCAUGAGACGGGGAGGCUACUGCGACUUCAAUCAGGAUUGCAGCGAUGGCAGCGACGAGGGCGAGGAGGAGUGCAGCGAGCUGUACAAGCAGGGGUACUGCCAGAGACAAGGAAUGAUAGAAUGCCCCUCCGAUCCCACAUAUUGCAUAUCCGAGACCGACCUGUGUGACGGCGAGGAGCACUGCCUGGGAGGCUGGGACGAGGCAAACUGCUUGCCCCACCCGUGCCCCCCCGGUUGGCUCAAAUGCCCCAAGACUGGUUACUGCACGCCUGCUGGUAACCUGUGUGAUGGGGUUACGGACUGCUUCGCCACUCCCGAGCCUGAGGACGAGGACCCGGACCUGUGCCGAGCCUAUGCGUGCCCGGAGGGUUGGAGGAAGUGUGCGGAUGGGGAGCAGUGCGUGCAGCAGGGGCGGUGGUGCGACGGGCUGGUGGACUGCGCUGGUCCUUCCUCCCUCCCUCGUUUCCAGCCAACUUCCCCAUGCAUGCCCCAUCACACUGCCCUCCCUGCCACGCAGAUGGGAGUGACGAAGGGGCUGCUUCAGCAGGACUACGAGCGGCGACGCGGGGAGAUGGAGCAGCUGCGGCAACAGCUCAAGGAGGUCGCUGCGCACAACGAGUCCCUCCGCGGGGAGAUCUCCUCCAAUGACGCGCGGGCGCGCGAGACGGAGGCGCAGCUACGCGCGCAGAUGCAGGCGGAACGGUCAGAGUUGGAACGAGGCGCCGCCGUCGCUUCCGCGCGCGCGGCUUCCGACCUUCGCGCGGCUCUCUCCGCGCGAGACGAGGCGUUUUCUCGCGAGCGCGCGGGGCUCGCGCAGCAGCUGGCGGACCUGCGGCGGGAGCUUCAGGCGGAACGGGAGAAAGAUCACCCGUGCUUCACAUGCGCGGAGCGCGCCUGGAGGGACGAGGAGGAGGCGGAGGAGGAAGCGGAGAGGCGGAGGCGCAGCGAGGCGGAAGUUGCGCGCUGGCAGCAGGCGGCGGGGCUUGCAGCGGCGGGACUCGUUAUAGAAAGCGCCGCUAAGGAGUUUCUUUUAGACCGAGUAGACGAUCUGGAGCGAUCCGAAGUCGAGAUGGAGCAAGAGCGGCUCGAGAGCGAGAGGGUGGAGCGGGAGGAAGGUAGGCGGGAAGGGGAAGCGCGCGCUCGUGCGGAAGCGGAGAGCCAGCGGCAGCGGAUCUUGGCGCAAUGGGCGGAGGAGCGGGAUGCGUGGGAGCGGCGCACGGCGGAAAAAGACCAGGAAGUUGCGCGACUGGUGGCGGAGAAGGCGGAGGUAGAGAUUAAGUUGCGGGGCGCGGAGGCGGAGGUAGAGAGACUUAAAGCGGAGGCGGCGGCGCAGCAGCGCGUGGUGGAGAACCUCACGCGCGACCGCCACAUGCUCGCGCGCAAGUCGGAGGAUCUUUCCGCGCGCGCGGCGGCGGCGCAGAGACGCGCUGAUUUGGCGGAGGAGGCGGCGGAGGUAGCGGAGGCGCAGGCGGAGGACGAGCGCGACCUGGCGGCGUCGCUGCAGCGCGAGUUGCAGAUGCUGAAGGCGAAGUUCCUGCACCAGGAGGCGGAGAAAGAGAAACUGGAGAUGGACGUGGCAGAGGCACGAGACCAGCUGAGUGUGGUGGAGGAGCAGGAUGCGAUAGUGAGGAAGAACCUGCGGAAGGCAGAGGAGGAGCUUGAUGUGCUGGUGGACGAGUGUGCGGAGAUGAGGCGCAUACUGCGGCUGACAGUGCAGGCGUUUGAAUACCAUAAGGACUCCAUCCUUCACCUCCCGGGGAUGAAGAACCUGUCAGCCGAGCUUGUGACAGCGGCGGCAGAGUUUGAGGAUGAGGAGCGGACUGAUGGAGAUGACAGCAAUCUGCCGGUCCCACAUGGCGCGUCUCCCUCACACCUUGUUGGCCAACUUAAGACCUUCGCAGCUACUCUUGGACACCUGUCGCGGUUUAGUGCGUACGGGAAGUUAGCAGCCUUCAGGAAAAAGAGCGAAAUCUGGAGCAGCGGUAUCGAGAUCGUGGUGGUCCCACCUGGAAUCGAUGUAGCAGACGAUUCCAUGCUCGAGGAUCUGCGUGGUACCUUCUUCCCUUCCGCAAUCCAGAAGAAAGUAAAGGGAAACUAUACCUUGGUUCAGAGGCUCUUUGACCUUCCGAUUGUGGUGAUCGUUUCUGGUGACACUGGGCUGCUCCCAUCAAUCAAUGAUUUCCUUCGCAUGGGAGUGAAACUCUUACUGUUCAGUCAUCAUGUGUGGAUUCUUGCUGGGACUGGCUAA